Messenger RNA from Orbilia oligospora ATCC 24927, 1098 nucleotides. RefSeq lists its product as uncharacterized. Bases 1 to 1098 code for a protein of 365 amino acids. Gene Ontology annotation, molecular function: metallopeptidase activity. The transcript is spliced from 2 exons. Lineage: Eukaryota; Fungi; Ascomycota; Orbiliomycetes; Orbiliales; Orbiliaceae. The record is from RefSeq and is a predicted model, not a curated record.
AUGCGGUCUUUUAUCACAGCCUUGCCGUUUUUGGCUCUCCUCGUUGACGCCCGAAAAUGCGGUAACGAAGUCGUUCCACCAUCCGUCCAGAUGGCGGCCAGAUACUUCGACAGACAAGACAAGCUCGCCGAUGCUCGCACCCUCCAGGCAGUCGCUGAGCGAUCCUUGGUUAUUGAUACCUAUUUCCAUGUUAUCUCCUCUGACAACACUCUAAAGGGUGGAAAUCUUCCAGACGAACAAGUUACUGCUCAGUUCAACGCUCUUAACCGUGACUUCAAAGACACCGGUAUCUCCUUCGUCCUUAAGGACGUAACCCGAACCGUCAACAAGGAAUGGGCUACCUUCAGCGUAGACAACGACUCCAAGGAUGUCGAAUACACCAUGAAGAAAGCCCUCCGUCAGGGUUCUUAUGCCGCCCUAAACGUUUACUACCGCCCACUCGGCGAUGGUCUUCUUGGAAUCUGCGUGUUCCCUGAAGACGUCACUCAAGGCGACCGCACUUUCGUCUUGGACGGCUGCCAAGUCCUCACCGGUAGCGUUCCUGGCGGCGAUACCACCAACUACAAUGAUGGUAAAACUGCCACCCACGAAAUUGGCCACUGGCUCGGUCUCUUCCACACCUUCCAAGGUGGCUGUGCCGGCGGUGACGGUGUCGACGACACCCCAGCUCAACGAUCCCCAACUAACGGUUGCCCAACAACCAACCCUGAUACCUGCACUGGUCCCCAAUACCCUGGUGUUGAUCCAAUCCACAACUUCAUGGACUACAGCUACGACAUUUGCAUGUACGAAUUCAGUCUAGGCCAGACCAAGCGUGUUUUCGAUUUCUGGGACCGAUACCGUGCCCCACACAUUGGUGGCCCAGAGCCAACCGUUACCAGGUCUUCCACCACCACUACCACCACUACAACCACCACCACUACCACUCCAGUUAUCACUACCACCCCAGUUAUCACCACCACCUCCACCACUACCAAGUCUACUACCACCAAGGCCACCACCACCAAGACCACCACCACUAAGAGCCCAACUCCAACCCCAUCCCCAUCCAUCCCAGAUUGGUGGUGCGACCUUUUCGGCAUCUGCCGCAGCGCUUAA